Molecule: messenger RNA, 673 nt
Organism: Cokeromyces recurvatus
Lineage: Eukaryota; Fungi; Mucoromycota; Mucoromycetes; Mucorales; Mucoraceae
Exons: 2
Source: RefSeq, a predicted model, not a curated record
UUAUCUUUUACUGACUUUAUUAUUUAAAAUCUAUCUUUUUUUCUCUUUCUUUCUUUCUUACUUUAUUUAUUUAAAAUGAUAGAACGUCGAGUGAAUAGCUUACGUUGGUCUCGAACUUUGAGUAGAAUUCAAAACAAUAAUUCACUAAUAGAUAAUAACAUAGUACAAAGGUUUACAAUACAAACAUACAUAUUUAUUAUGAUUAACAAACAAGUAAUUAAUUUUUUUCUUGAAAAAAAAAAUAUAUAUUCAUAUAUAUAUUUCCCCUAUAAUACACUUAGUGAUACACAUCCAUCUGAUAAUUUGAAACAAUCAUGGCCUGCACAACAAGACGAAUUAAAUGCAGUGCCAAGAAAAAGAAAUAAUUCACUUAUUCCAGUAGAACUCAUGAUGAAUAAUAGUGGAGAAGGUGGUAGAGAAUGUGUUGCGUUAGCAACCGUAUUUGGUGUACCUGAAUACAUUGACUCUAAAGUCUUUUGGGAAAGACAACGUGAUGAAUCAAAAAAUAAGCCAGUCCAACAACAUCCUAUUAUUAUUUCUGUUAAUCAUGAAUUAGACCCAAAUCAAACUUUAUCAAAACUUGAUAUUGAACACAACGAAAUUCGAUCUAAAUUGUUUAUUUCGUCCUAUGGACUCUGUAGGUUCUAAUGAUCUUUUAAAGAGUCCAUCCUUU